AUGGAGAUUUCAAACCAAGGAUCAACGACGAAUGGCGGGUCUGAGGGAUGGUCACCAGAUUCGUGGAGAUCAAAGCCUAUCAAGCAGGUUGUCACAUAUGAGGAUCAGGCAGCUGUGACUUCUGCUUUGACGAAGCUAUCAAGUCUACCGCCAAUUGUCACACCAACAGAGAUUGCCAGGCUUAAGGCCAGUCUGCGUGAUGCUGCCCUCGGUAAAUCGUUCUUACUCCAGGGAGGCGACUGCGCUGAGUUGUUCUCUUACUGUGCCGACAACCCAAUCGACGCCAAGAUCAAACUUCUUUUGCAGAUGAGUUUGGUCCUGAUUUGGGGUUCAAACAAGCCCGUCAUUCGCAUUGGUCGUAUUGCAGGACAGUAUGCAAAGCCCAGAUCAAGCCCUACUGAGAUGUUGGAUGGCAAGGAAAUUCCUAGUUUCCGUGGCGACAUUCUCAACGGGUACGAUCCAGAGGCUAGGAGAGUGGACCCAGAGAGACUGGUCAGCGCCUACUUCCACUCCGCGACGACACUGAAUUACAUCCGUUCACAGCUUGCAAGCGGCAUCGCUGACUUGCACAACCCAUUGGACUGGGAACUUGGUCAUGUCCGGGACGAGGAACUACAGUCAAAGUACUCGCAGAUUGUAAACAGCAUAUCUGACUCUCUUCGUUUCAUGAAGACCAUUGGUGCAGAUACUUCUGGCCAACUACAAACAGUAGACCUCUUCACCAGCCACGAAGGCCUUGUGCUAGAGUACGAACAGAGCCUCACAAGACGUCUCAAACAUCCAGCUGGCUACACACCCUCUCAGCCCUCAAACGAUGGAAAGGGGUGGUACAACACUUCUGCGCACUUCAUCUGGAUUGGAGAUCGAACACGCCAGAUUGACGGUGGCCACGUAGAAUACUUCCGAGGUAUUGAAAACCCCAUUGGUAUCAAGGUCGGGCCGUCGAUGAAGAACGAUGAGCUAGUGGAGCUGCUCAAUAUUGUCAAUCCCAAUAAAGAGAUUGGCAAGAUUACUCUAAUUACCCGCUACGGUGCAGAAAAGGUUGAGUCGAUGCUGGGUGCGCAUAUUGAGGCUGUGAAGAGCAGUGGACAUGUUGUUGUCUGGCAGUGCGACCCAAUGCACGGCAACACUCGCAGUACCCCGACCGGCAUUAAGACCCGCUCCUUCAACAGCAUCUUCUCUGAGCUUUCGUCUGCGCUCAAGAUCCAUAAGCAGCACGGCUCCUUCCUGGGUGGCAUGCAUCUUGAACUGACUGGUGAUGCGGUUACCGAGUGUACCGGAGGAAGUGAGGGUCUUGUAGACGAGGAUCUGAGCCUGAACUACACAACCUACUGCGAUCCUAGGUUGAACGAAAAACAGGCGCUGGAAUUGGCGUUCUUAGUCGCAGGGCAUUACCCAUCUAAAGGCGCAAAAGCCGCUGCCGGCUCCGCAGCUCGUAAAUACCCCUCAAGACCACCGCCAAAUACUACGACUGCAGCGCCUGCGGCUCCCGCACAGAAUGCUGCAGCUGGACCCCGUGUACAUCCUCCGCCGCAGGCCACAAGUGAGAAGACAGAAGCCGUCCUACAAGAUGCUCGCGACCCAGCCUUUGCCUCCCGUCUGAAUAGCCUCGGCGCCGUACAACCGAAUCCGCAUUUUUCGCUGUCGUCAACGUCGCAGUUUGAUCCUCGCCGCAAUGCCUCGCCUAAUCUUCCGUCGGAUACAAUGAUGCAGGAUGCGCCGCAGUCGGCGUUUCCUGAUGCAAGGAAUAAUCCUGUGCUGCGCGUGCUUGAGUCACGGCAGCAUAUCACUGAGGUGGCGGAGGACGAGCUGAGAGAGGUGGGAAGAAGGGGGUUCCAAGGAAGGCGGUAUGUGGAUGCUGGCGUGAUUACAUUGGCGUUGAUGAGGAGGGAGAAAGGGGAGCCGGAUGAGAGGAUUGAACAGAGUCUGGGGAUUAAGAAGGGGAGGCUAGGGGUGUUGGCUAAGGGGACCGUAGGCGCCGUGGCGUUGGGGUAG
Molecule: messenger RNA, 1995 nt
Organism: Bipolaris oryzae ATCC 44560
Lineage: Eukaryota; Fungi; Ascomycota; Dothideomycetes; Pleosporales; Pleosporaceae
Exons: 5
Coding region: 1-1995 (664 amino acids)
Biological process (GO): aromatic amino acid biosynthetic process
Molecular function (GO): 3-deoxy-7-phosphoheptulonate synthase activity
Source: RefSeq, a predicted model, not a curated record